AUGCAUCAACCUUUGGGUUUCGGGGAUCACACUCGACCUGAUCAUGUGUGUCUUCUUCGUAAGUCUCUUUAUGAUCUAAAGCAGGCCCCUCGCGCGUGGUAUCAACGGUUUGCUGAUUUUGUGGCUACCAUCGGUUUUCGUAAUAGCAUUUCUGAUAACUCUUUGUUUGUUUAUUGUCAUGGCUCUGACAUCACUUAUAUUCUCUUGUAUGUGGAUGAUAUUACAAUUACUACCUCCUCUGAUUCUCUUCGUCAGUCCCUUAUGUCUAACUUGAGUUCAAAAUUUGCUAUGAAGGACUUGGGUCCUCUUUGCUAUUUCUUGGGUAUUGCCGUUUCUCGGAAUUCUGCAUGUCGUUUUCUCUCUCAACACAAAUAUGCUUCUGAGAUCCUUGACAAAGCUGGCAUGUCUCAAUGCAAACCUGCUCCCACUCUUGUUGUUACUUCCGGAAAACUUUGUGCAAAUGCUGGUUUUCCUUAUGAUAAUCCCACCUUGUAUCGAAGUUCGGCUGGAGCCCUGCAGUAUCUCACUUUCACUCGUCCGGACAUUUCUUAUGCUGUUCAGCACGUUUGUCUGUUUAUGCAUGAUCCUCGGGUUGAACAUAUGGCUGCUAUUCAUCGUAUUCUUUUAUAUCUUCACGGCACUCUUGAUUAUGGUCUACAAUUGUAUAAGUCGCCCAUCUCUUCUCUCUUGUCCUAUACUGAUGCUGAUUGGGGUGGUUGUCCUGAUACCCGCCGCUUGACUUCUGGCAACUGUGUUUUCUUGAAUGAUAGUCUGAUAUCUUGGUCUGCCAAGUGUCAACCUACCGUCUCUAAGUCCAAUGCUGAAGCGAAAUACCGGGGUGUUGCUAAUGUUGUCUCUGAAACUUGUUGGGUUCACAACUUACUUCUUAAGCUCCAUUGUCCUAUUCGUACGGCUACUCUAGUUUACUGCGACAAUGUUAGUGCUGUUUAUUUGUCAAAUAACCAUGUUCACUAUCAACACACUAAACACAUUGAGAUGGAUAUUCACUUUGUUCGUGAAAAAGUCAAGCGUGGUGAUGUUUGCGUUCUUCAUGUUCCCUCUCGAUUUCAGAUUGCUGACAUUUUUACCAAGGCUCUUCCUCAAGUCUUCUUCGAUGAUUUUCAUUCCAGUCUCAGCGUCCGCAAACCUUCCGAUUCAACUGCGGGGGUGUGCUAG
Messenger RNA from Amaranthus tricolor (Joseph's coat), 1176 nucleotides. RefSeq lists its product as uncharacterized. The transcript has a single exon. The record is from RefSeq and is a predicted model, not a curated record. Bases 1 to 1176 code for a protein of 391 amino acids. Lineage: Eukaryota; Viridiplantae; Streptophyta; Magnoliopsida; Caryophyllales; Amaranthaceae.